Aspergillus clavatus NRRL 1 is the source of this 822-nucleotide messenger RNA. Its product is annotated as Saf4/Yju2 family protein. Gene Ontology annotation, biological process: mRNA splicing, via spliceosome. NCBI's taxonomy places the organism in Eukaryota, Fungi, Ascomycota, Eurotiomycetes, Eurotiales, Aspergillaceae. Gene Ontology annotation, cellular component: U2-type catalytic step 1 spliceosome. The coding region runs from base 1 to 822 and encodes 273 amino acids. The record is from RefSeq and is a predicted model, not a curated record. The transcript is spliced from 3 exons.
AUGUCCGAAAGAAAAGUGCUCAGCAAAUACUACCCCCCGGAUUUCGAUCCAUCCUCCAUCGGAAGAACGCCGAAGCACCUGCCAUCCACAGGCCCAAAGGUCAUAACUGUGCGAUUAAUGGCACCCUUUUCCAUGAAAUGCACCCACUGCGGCGAAUACAUCUACAAAGGGCGCAAGUUCAACGCGCGCAAAGAGACCACGGAUCAGAAGUACCUCAACAUCCCCAUUUAUCGCUUCUACAUCCGGUGCACGCGCUGCAGCGGCGAAAUCACGUUCUUGACAGAUCCCAAAGCGAUGGACUACAAGGCGGAGAAGGGCGCGAAGCGGAACUUCGAGCCCUGGCGCGACGCCAAGGCCGACAUCGAGGAGACGGAGCAAGAGACGCUGGAUAGGCUGGAGCGCGAGGAGAAUGAGGAGCAGGAGCGCCUGGAGCGGGACAAGAUGGCCGAGUUGGAGGAGAAGAUGCUCGAUUCGAAGCGGGAAAUGGCGAUUGCGGAUGCGCUGGAUGAGAUUCGGACGCGGAAUGCGAGGAUCGAGCGGAAUGAGGCGCUGGGCGAUGAGGCGGCGCUUGCUCAUGUGCGGGAUGAAGUUGAUGAGGAGCGGUUGCGGAUCGAGAAGGAGAUCGAGGAGGCUGCUCGUCGUGCCUUCACGACAGAAACUGGUGAAAAGGUCAAGAGAUUGGUUGAUGAGGAGGCGCUUGGUGGAGCUCCUUUGGAGACUGAAACGCCGCCCGCGCCUUCAUUCGCGAGGGUCAAAAAGCCGAAGAAGCCUUUAGUCAACGGUCUGGGCAUCAAAAAGAAGCCCAAGCCAUCUUUGGUAUGA